UUUCUGGUCAUUUUGCAAAGGCGAUUUAUUCGUGUUGCAGUGAGAGCGGAUAAUAAAAUGCGAAGAAUAUUGCGAGUUUGUGCGUUUGUAAUAAUCGAUGUACUGUUUGCUGAACUCUGCACGUGCAUGCCGACGCCGCAGUUGUACAGCGGGAGUCCGGUGGUGGAGCUCCCUGGCGCUGCCAUCGCCGGGCGAGCCAGCCCGCGGGCCAGCGGGGGAGCGGGGAUGGUGUACGUGCUGGUUGGUUUGGUGAGCCUCCCUCUGCUGGUCACCGUGCUGUGGCUGCUGCGCCAGUUGUGGCGCAUGCUGGCCUCCUGCGCCGGCCGGGGCUGCCCCGCCACAGCGCGCUGCGCCAGUCGGCCCGACCACGGCCUGGAGGAGGUCGUGAUCAUACCCGCCGACCACCAGUUGCACUGCUCAGUUCCUCAGGGCGUGCCGUCUGCUAGCAGUGCCCUGCUGCGUGAUGGGCCACUAGCAUCUUCCCAACAACAACACCAGUUUUCACCUGUUUCUCUGAUGGAAGAGAUGUUGCUUGCGUCGACUCGUGAACAGAUGCAGAGUGCACCAACACCUGGUGACACACAACUGGUGACCUGCCACCAGUCUCCUAGCCGUCACAUAGAAGAGACGGAAGUAGAGGCCACAUGCGACCAGGAUCAAGCGGUGCUUUCACCUCCGAUGCAGGAUUCAGAAGCGUUUUCUAUCCCUGAUGCCUUCGCUCCUGCCGAUGCCGACAGUGACAACCCACAGUAUACCCAGGAGUUACAGAAAAUAAGCUUUAAGCAAUCAACCUUUUCAGCAGUUCUGACAGCCAGCCUCUCUGGCCUAAGGUUACUGCAAAGGACGUGGUGCGUUUUUGCUUCUAUUACGCCCUAUUGGCUCCACGACAUCACUCAACGCCGAAACAUCCCGCUUACCUAUCUUACAUCAUAUUCAACGGAAAGGACUGUUGAUGCUUAUCCUUCCGAGCAGCUGCAAGACUCAACAUUAUCUUUGAGGGAAGAUGUCUAUGAGACAUAUCCUCCCGAACUGCAUGAAGCACCAUUACCUUCAUGGGAAGAGUCUUUUGACACUUAUCCUCCCGAGCAGCUGCAAGAUUCGCGAUCACCUUUGAGGGAAGAGGUCUACGAGACUUAUCCUCUUGAACAGCUGCAAGCAUCAACAUCAUAUUCAAGAGAAAGGGCUCUUGAUGCUUAUACUCCCGAGCAGCUGCAAGAUUCACCAUCAUCUUCGAGGGAAGAGGUCUAUGAGACAUAUCCUUCCGAGCUGCAUGAAGCACCAUUAUCUCCAUAGCAAGAAACUUUUGACACUUAUCCUCCCAAGCAGCUGCAAGAUUCGCGAUCACCUUUGAGGGAAGAGGUCUACUCCCGAGCAGCUGCAAGAGUUUCCAUUCCCUUUGAAGGAAGAGGUCUAUGAAACAUAUCCUCCAGAGCAGCUGCAUGAGUCACCAUCAUCUCUGCAGGAAGAGGCCUUUGAGAAUUAUCCUUCUGAAUACCUACAUGUAUCGACAUUAUCUGAGAAUAAUGAGGUCUUUGAGACUUAUUCUCUUGAAACGCUGCAAUCAUCAACAUCAUUUCCGAGGGAAGAUGUGAAUGAGACUCAUCCUUCCGAACAGCUGCAUGUGGUAUCACUACACAAGAGAAACAAGAGAUCUGGUCCCCUUACCUACUAUAAGCUACAACUACCACCGUUUCCUCCACAACAAGUUCCUUUAAAAGAAGAGCUGUAUGAAACGUUUCCUCCUUUGAAAGCAUUGUCUGCGAAGAAAGAGGUCAUUGAGACUUAUUCUAUUGAACCGCUGCAAUCAUCAACAUCAUUUCCGAGGGAAGAUCUGAAUGAGACUCAUUCUUCCGAAAAGCUACAAGUGGUAUCACCACACAUGAGAAACAAGAGUACUAGUCCCCUUACCUACUAUAAGCUACAACUACCACCGUUUCCUCCACAACAAGUUCCUUUAAAAGAAGAGCUGUAUGAAACGUUUCCUCCUUUGAAAGCAUUGUCUGCGAAGAAAGAGGUCGUUGAGACUUAUUCUAUUGAACCGCUGCAAUCAUCAACAUCAUUUCCGAGGGAAGAUCUGAAUGAGACUCAUUCUUCCGAAAAGCUACAAGUGGUAUCACCACACAUGAGAAACAAGAGUACUAGUCCCCUUACCUACUAUAAGCUACAACUACCACCGUUUCCUCCACAACAAGUUCCUUUGAAAGAAGAGCUGUAUGAAACGUUUCCUCCUUUGAAAGCUGAUAUUGUCACUACCCCUUCAGAAUAAAAAGUCAUUUUUGCGAUAAACCAA
Molecule: messenger RNA, 2290 nt
Organism: Bacillus rossius redtenbacheri
Lineage: Eukaryota; Metazoa; Arthropoda; Insecta; Phasmatodea; Bacillidae
Exons: 4
Coding region: 58-1293 (411 amino acids)
Source: RefSeq, a predicted model, not a curated record